This is a messenger RNA of Podospora anserina S mat+, 5157 nucleotides long. RefSeq lists its product as uncharacterized. NCBI's taxonomy places the organism in Eukaryota, Fungi, Ascomycota, Sordariomycetes, Sordariales, Podosporaceae. Gene Ontology annotation, biological process: actin filament severing; barbed-end actin filament capping. The transcript has 3 exons. The record is from RefSeq and is a predicted model, not a curated record. Gene Ontology annotation, molecular function: phosphatidylinositol-4,5-bisphosphate binding; actin filament binding. Bases 1 to 5157 code for a protein of 1718 amino acids.
AUGUCUGACGAGGUUUCCGACUUUUUGCGGUCAGUCGAGUUGUUGAAGGAGCGACGCGAAGAAGAGGACGAGGCACGCUCGCGAGAACUCGAGGAGAGGAUCCUGCAGGAGAAGAGAGAGCGACAGGCCCGACGUGCAGGUACGCAGCCAAUCCGUUGUUCUGAUUUGACUUCCCACACGCACAUCGCCAUCCCGCCGACCACCGACCACCCCCCUCCACCGUCCGAACUUGCUCAGCCCACGGGAAGAAACAGCCAGCUAGGACCGCCGUUGUCGUGCUGCUGUGGAAUUUCCGACCUCUCGACCCUCGGCGCACUAUCGAUUUCACCACAAAAGUCUUCCCCAGCCAACACGCCAUCACCUACCUCACAUCGAAUUGGUCUACCGUCGCUUGCCGAUGGCACAAGCUUGCCAUCUCCUGCAUUCGAGCGUUCGGGAAGCCCACUGCCGCGGGGUGUAUCAUCAUUGGAUGAGCCUACGGAUAGCGUAACCGACUUAUCGAGCCCACCAACAAAAGAAAACGAGUCCCCCCUCGACUCCGAUAUCAAGCGAACGAGUGUCUCUGUAACUUCGCCAUCUGUCGGUGUCGCUUCUGCCCGAUCUCCCCUUUCGUGGCAAAGAAGGCCUAGGUCACAAACCUCCGAUCGGAUCAAGAUGAGACCAUUAUCAAUGGUGGCUGCUGAGAACGCCGCUCGAAACUCGCCCAACCUCUCCGAACCGUCACCUCCGGCCGAGGAAACCCUCUCUCGAGACCAGAUUGCGCAGUCCCUGGCUGGCAAGGACCCCUCCUGGUUUCGGCAGACGGCCGACCCUGGCCGCGGCUCGGGAGCAUUCAGGAAGACUCAGGUCGAGGACGAAGACACGGUUGAUGUCACUUCAUCUGCACGCACCCAGCUUCCCGGCAUGUCUCGUCCCUCCACAACGGACUCCCCAAGGGAUAGCCCUCGACCUGAGUCUCAGACUCUGCCCAUGCAGCUCGGAUCGCCCCUCCCUAUCACAAGCGCCCAGCGUCUCGAGCCCCCAAUUAGCGAUGCAUUCGGAGAACCUGACACCCCAACAUCUAAUCGUCACUCUAUCGCAUCACCUGGGCGGACAUCGCCGGCAAGAACCGGGUCUCCCACCAAAGGAAUGGGUGGAUUUGUGCAAAGUGCCAUGAUGAAGCGUUCCGAUAGCGUCAAGCGGUGGAGUGUAAAUUCUCCAGGGGGCUUGCAACGUGCCGACUCCGUGGUGUCUCCUAGGGCCAGCCCUCGUCCUACUAGCAUGCUGUUCAGAGAGGGAUCGUCGACCCCCUUUUCAAGACCUACUUCGAGCUAUGGAAAAGAGGAGGCAGAGAAGACGGAGGCUCAACAGGAAGACCAAAAGGAAGAGAAGGAACUACAGCAAGAGGAAGACAUCCCGGCUGGAGCGAAGACUCCAAAACAGCCAAAGGCUGAGCAACAGGAUGAAUCUGAAAAAACUACUCCUCCAACAAGCCCUUCAAAGACAAUGGAUCCCCGGAGAUGGAGUCCCACCAAAAGCUCGAGCUGGCUUGAGGCUGCUCUCAACAAACCAGAGUCCCCCAAAGCGAAGCCUGCCCCAACCCCUGCACCAAACCAGCCUGCCUGGAUGCUAGAGUUGAACAAGGCCAAGGCGCAAAAAGUGAUCAGCGCGAGCGCGGAGCCGCUACGAAGCCCAUCCUUCUUGAAGAAGGCUGAAGUGAAGACCGACGGACUUAUGAGGUCCACUCCCAUGGGAGCCAGUCUGAAACCAUCCGCGCUGAGCUCGUUCCCGGCUGUUCCUGCAGUUGCGACGAGCGAUAAAGCGCCGGUCAGCGAUUUCCGUAACAACCUCAGAAAACCAUCACCAACAAACGAGGCCUUUGAGACUACUGCCCCCAGCCUACCAGCCAAGAUUAAGCCUGAGGUAGCGUCGAAAAAUGAUUUCCGCGCCAAUCUCAAGCACCGCUCUCCGGCCUUCGAUGCUAACAAGUCAUCAGAAGCUGUAGAUGAGCUCAAGACUGUGUUUGGAAGCCUGCGCAGGACCAAGACACAGAAUUAUGUGGCUCCAGAUGAACUCAAGGACAACAUUGUAAGAGGCAAGAGAGGCUUGAGCAUCACUGGCGGACCCAAAAAGACGGAGCGUGUGGACGAGUUCAAAGACGCUAUCCUAAAGAAAAAAGAGGAUUUCAAAAAGGCACAAGAAGGGCGGGGUGUCACAAGAGAACUUAGCUCUGCAUCCGAAAAGUCACUUCCCGAGGGCCUGGUCAAGAAGUUGGAGCUCAACCGAACUGGUACUUUCUCCAAGCCUUCCCCUCCGGAAUUACCUCAGGCAUCCCCUGGGCUUGCCAGCUCAAAUCGCACCAGCUAUUUCUCCCCCAAGCCAGAAAUCUCCUCAUCAACAGCCUCGAAAUUUUCUCCAGAAGCUGAGCCAACAACGGCUACAAAACAAACGACACUGCCCGGGAGGCUUAGUGGCCGAAGUGGGGGCAGUGUUGGAGGGUUAGCAGAGAGAUUCAAUCCUGCUUUGGCAGGCCUCAUAGCAAGAGGUCCGCUAGGAGCUUCGGGCCCAGCCAAGAGCCCAGAGGCGUCUGUUAGCCCUGACUCUGGAGAAGCUGCGGCAACAGAAGAACCCACAAAGCCUGGGCCUCAGCUGACUCAUAUGACAAAGGGUAGAGCCCGUGGUCCUAAGAGGAAGGCCCCGUCCAGUAUUGCAAAGGCCGUUGAGCAACCUGUGGAGAAGCAAUCGUCUGCCGACUUGAACAAGGAAGCUGCCACCGCUCCGCCCCCGGCCAAGCCAGUCACUUCUCCCAAGCCUUCCAGAUUCGCUAGCUCUGCGACGGCCGAGAACGACACCGCAGCCUCGAAGACCGAGAAGCCAGUGACAUCCCCGAAGCCGGACAGGUUUUCUGGCUCCAAGACAGACAGUGAGUCGGUUGCGGAACGGCGUAAGUCGUUCAUUCUGCAGAGGCGAAAGUCUGUUGCAGAGGUCAUUGCACUCGUUGAUUCUUCCAGCCGGGCUUCGAAAGUGGAAGCUGAGCCUACCGGCCAACCCAUCUCUCUGGUUGGAUCUCCUUCUGUUAAAACCAGAGCCCGGUCGCCGACCAAGGUGCAUGAACAGGUGGCAGCACUCGCGGCAUUGAGUCAACAAGCAUCAAAGCCUGCCGAGGAUGAGGCUCCACCGGCCUCUGCUCCCAUCAGAAACCGCCCUCGAUCCACCACCAAAGUUCAUGAACAGGCUGCAGCGCUUGCUGCUAAGGGUCAGCAAGCUGCCGAAGAACCAGCAGCUGUGUCUACUCCUGUCAGAACCCGCUCCCGUUCUCCAACCAAGGUGUUUGACCAGGUAGUUGCCCUUGCGGCCAAGAACCAGGCCUUGGGUGCCGCUGAGGAGGACGCUACACCCGCACCGUCAAGCCCAAAGAAGCUCGAUAUGAAGAGGAUCUCCAAGUUCAUGGAUCAGCAAGACCAGGCCACUAUCUUGCCCGAGCCUGUGAAGUCACGACCCGCUUCACCUGCCAAAGAGAGCUUCACCGCCGUUGCAAGCCCGCAACCCGAGCCUCUCGCUUUGCGGUCGUCCUCACCGUCCAAGGACCGCUUCUCGGGCCUGGCUAGUCCCUCGGCUGGAAAGCAGUUGUUGAGCGAAAGGCCCCAGCUCGAGCCAUCAGCGCCCAUCAAGAGCACCCCCCCAGUGCUUGGUGGCGGAGUCGGCUUGGGCUUGACACAGUCGGACGUGGCCCCAAAGCCACCUCGAAAAGACACCAAAGAAUUCGAGAGACCACCUAGAGUGCCCCCCAAGGGCGCUAGGCCUCUUCCCGAGCCUCCCGCGGUCACAUCUACGCCUCCUCGGACGGUCGCGUCCCCCCCACCUCUUGUACAAUCCCCUUCUUUCCGGUCUCCUACGAAGCAUGCUUCGGAUGUUUCGUCUAUGCUUACCGAUUUCUUUGGCUCAGAGCGUCCUCGGCGAAAGUACACUACCGACGCGGCCGAGAUUCUCGUAAAGCGGCCGGUAUCGACCGCGCCCGUUCGCACUCAACUGGCUCAGCUUUUCCAACUGACCCCAGAGGGCAAAAAGAUACCUGUGCCGCCACAUCACGAACGGGUCUUGUUCGAGCGUGAGAUGUACAUUUGCCCCCACUCUUUCAUUGACAGCACUGGGAGGAACGUGAAUGAAAUUUACUUUUGGGCCGGCGACGAGGUUCCCUCGCCUGUCGUGGAGGAUACGUACCUCUUUGCGGCGAGGGAAGCUCGCUCCUUUGGCGGCAAGCUCAUCAAAUUAACACAGGGCAAGGAGAGCUCCGAAUUUCUGCAGGCUCUCGGCGGCAUUAUCAUUGUUCGACGUGGAUCAAGCAACAAAUACGACUCGCUUGCGCCGCACAUGCUCUGUGGCAGGCGGUACCACGGCCAGGUUGCGUUCGAUGAGGUUGAUUUCUCGCCUCUGAGUCUGUGCUCUGGCUUUCCUUAUCUGAUCACCCAGGAAGGCAAGUGUACUCUCUGGAAGGGCAAAGGCAGUGACAUGGAGGAGUUGGGUUGUGCGAGAUUGGUGGGCAUGGAGUUUGCGUUGUCGGGCGAUCUGGCCGAGGUCGACGAGGGCUAUGAGACUCCGAGAUUCUGGGCUCUCUUUGGGGCAGGGGCCACCACCAACACGCGGCCUAUCUCGGCGGAUCACUGGAGGCUGAAGACGAAUUAUGGCAGAUACAGCAACAGGCUGUUUGUUGCCAAUGCCGAUGCCUCCAGCAGCACACAGAUCGAGGAACUGUCACCCUUUAGCCAAACAGACCUGUCGCCAUCCAAGAUCUACGUCCUCGACGCCUUUUUCGAAAUCUACAUCAUCGUCGGAGGCAAGUCGCAGUCACAAUACGCCGCCUUCCACAUCGCGCUGGACUUUGCUCAAGAAUACGCCAUACUUGCCGCCGGCAUGGAGGACAGACCGUUUGUCCCUGUUGCCACCGUCGUGUUGGAGGGUAUCCCAAGAGACUUGAAAGCCGUGUUCAGAAAGUGGAGAGACAGCGCCAGUCCCACCAGGACGGUGGUGCCCUCACAGCAACAGCAACAACAACAGUCAGCUGGCGAGCCGCAAAGAAGCAGCAGCUCGGGAAGUAACAAGGGUGGCGGGUUGAGGAGAGCGAGGAGCUUGAAGAUUGUGCCUUUGAAUGUGGCGUUGAAGGCGGUGGCGGAGAAUUAA